Messenger RNA from Syngnathus acus (greater pipefish), 2297 nucleotides. RefSeq names its product doublecortin-like kinase 3 (gene dclk3). The transcript is spliced from 8 exons. Gene Ontology annotation, molecular function: ATP binding; protein kinase activity. Bases 25 to 2046 code for a protein of 673 amino acids. Lineage: Eukaryota; Metazoa; Chordata; Actinopteri; Syngnathiformes; Syngnathidae. Gene Ontology annotation, biological process: protein phosphorylation; intracellular signal transduction. The record is from RefSeq and is a predicted model, not a curated record.
GUUUGGCUCUUGUUAUGCUUAGAAAUGGGACCGCCUGCGAAGGCUCGCUUAGGCUGCGACAGGUCAAAGAAAUGGAAAACAACAGCUCCCGGCCCUUCCCUGAGGCGCACCGACGGUGCUACUGCGCCCUCUCUGCCGCCGCCUCCCUGGCACAGUCCCCCCCGACAGCAGCUGGGUCAGAUCCGCGGAGCAGCCCCUCACCUGCCCCUCUUCCACGGGCGACACGCGGAAGAGAGUGCCGAGCGACCCCAUCUGGUCACUGUUGUUCGACCCAGUCAGAGCGCACCACGAAAGGUGACGGUGCUUUUAAACCGCAGGGGCGUGGUCUCCUUUGAUCAACUCCUAUUGGACAUCUCGGAAGCGCUCGGGUUCCCUCGUUGGCAUCGAUCCAGAGUGACCCGCCUCUACACCGCUUUCGCCCGAGAGGUGAAGAGCGCUGGCGACUUCUUCCGCGGCGAAACAGCCCUCCUGGCGCUGGGUAAAGGCCGCCCCGAGCUGAGCAGUCUGCGGGAGGCACUGGAGGAGCUUUUCCCGGAGCAGUGCCGCUACCGGGCCGAGGCGCUGCUGGUCUGGGAGAAGAAGCUCCGACCAGCGCUGGAUAAAGCUGGCAAGGCGGACAGUGGCUACGGCGAGGCGGCAGAUGACAAGGAGCCUGCAAACGAGAGGCCGCCAUCGGAGGCAGAGAAGUCGAGUAAGGGUGUGUCCAGGAAAGCCGCUCACCUUCCCAACCAUCUGCAGAAGCUCAGAGUGAGGGGCGGGGUCUGUGAGGCAACGCCGUCUGCCAUUGGUCGAUUCCAACGGGAGCGAGAGACAGACUUUGCUCCUCUGUGUGAAAACUGCUUGGCGAGAAGAGUAAAGCCUCCGAAGUGGACCAAUCCGCUUUCAGAAAAGGCCCCACUGCCUCCCGUGUGCAGGAAACAAACAGCAAGUUCACCCCAAGGUGAGUGGAAGAAUCCUCCUGCGAUCUCGAGGGACUUCUCUGGGCUUUGCUCGGAGGGCAGCGAGGUCUCCGAGGCAGACGUGGCUCAUCUCUACGAGGUGGGGCGCCUCCUCGGGGACGGCAACUUUGCGGUGGUGCGCGAGUGCCGGCGCCGCGCCGAUGGGCGCGUGCUGGCCGUCAAGAUGGUGGAGUGCUCCCGCCUGCUGGGCCGGGAGCACAUGCUGCAGAACGAGCUGAGCCUGCUAGCCAGCCUGCGGCACCCGCGCAUCGUCAGGCUGCUGGACCACCACCGCACGCCCGCCAGGGCCUACCUGGUCAUGGAGCUGGCCGGCGGCGGCGACCUCUUCGAGGCCAUCGGCCAGCGUGGCAGCUUCGGCGAGGGCGAGGCCGCGCUCAUGGUGGCUGACGUGGGCGAGGCGCUCAAGUACAUCCACCGCAGGAGUGUGGUCCACCGAGACGUCAAACCGGAGAACCUGCUGAUCGUUCAAGCGGUUCCUGGCGUGACCAGACUAAAACUGGCCGACUUUGGUCUCGCCAUGGUCGUGACCGAGCCCGUCUUCACCAUCUGCGGCACGCCCACCUACGUGGCGCCCGAGAUUCUGUCCGAGACAGGAUAUGGUGUGGAGGUGGACAUGUGGGCGCUGGGUGUCAUUCUCUACAUCCUUCUGUGCGGCUUCGCCCCUUUUCGAAGUCGGGAUCGAGACCAGGAUGAACUGUUUGAGAUCAUCAAACAAGGGCAACUGCAUUUCCCACCCCCCUUUUGGGAUGCCAUCUCAGAAGAAGCCAAAGGCCUGGUCUCAGGCCUCAUCCAGCCAGACCCGGUCGCCAGGAUGACAGCAGAACGCACAUUGCAGCAUCCCUGGCUGAGGGCCAUGGCCACCGGCUGCCAGCCCAAGACACUGGAGAGUCACUGCAAGACCAGGAUGGAAGAAACAUCACCCAGACCAGCACUGCUAGACAGACAGAAGGUCCAGAAUACACUGAGGGAAGACCCAGAAACUGUUCUUCACUCAAGCAGCGGGCAGGCUUCAGACCAAAUUUGUUCAGAUGCUCAAUCGGGCAGAAACAAGCAGGCCAUUAAAACAAAAAGUCAAAUGUACUUUUAGUUUCAAUGCAGGUACACCCUCCCCCCUCUCAUUGGAGUAGGCUUAGACUUCGUUGUGAAACUUUUGUUUACUCACCUUGUAUUUCUCGUUGUAUCAUUCAUACAUAAUUAUACAGUAGAGGGUCUACCAGAACCAGUCAGACCACUUGCAGCUGAUUGCACAAGCAGCACAAUAUGCAAAUCAACAAACCACGAAAUCAUUUUUUGCUUGUUUAUUAAGUGGUUAGUAAUUAAACGUGGUCAUCAAAGCGC